UAGCAGUCGCAGUCUUGAGAUCACGAGCGAUACCAAUCCUUUGCCGGUCGGGCUCAGGCAGCUCUUUGAACUGUGCCGCACUUGCUCAGGUCAGCUCCAGGAAAGGUCACGCCGAUAUAGUUAUCGCCGACAGCUCACACCUGAGGGCACCAUGAGAGCUGCUUCCGCGGCAGUCGUCUGCGCAGCACUGGCGCAGCUCGGCGCGGCAUCGACCUGUGGCGCGAAGGGCACGGACGACACCCCCUGGGCGUGGGGCAGCCAGCGCGUCUACGGGGGACAGGAGGCCACGAGCUGCGAGUGGCCGUGGCAGGUCUCCCUCCAGAGCUCCAGCGGGCACUUCUGUGGAGGGACGCUCAUCGCACCGAACUGGGUCUUGACGGCCGCCCACUGCUUCCCUCGUUCUUCGUUCUGGGUCGUCGCAGGCCUUCACAGCCAGUCCCAAUCGGACACGGUGGGAGUGCGACUGGAGGUGCAGCACGUGCACACCCACCCAAACUACGUCAACUGGGACCAGGGCUACGAUUACGUCCUCUUGGAGUUGGCCGAUGCGGCGCCCUUGAACGACUGCAUCGGCCUUGCGUGCUUGCCGACGGAGGACAUCGGUGCCGGUGAAGAGUGCUUCGCCACUGGGUGGGGAAAGGUCGACGGAGGGAGCGUCCCUGACUUGCUGCAGGAGGGUGGGGUGACAACAUGGACCAACACAGAUUGCCAGGCUCAAUGGGGCCAGUCAGGGAUGACGAUCACCGAUGACAUGCUUUGCGCACAGGGCUCCAACGGUGGGUUGGUAACCGACAUAUGUCAGGGGGACAGCGGAGGGCCGAUUGUCUGCGCUUCAGGCGGCAGCUACUUCCUUCACGGCGUUGUGUCGUGGGGAGCUGCUUCAUGCGGCGUGCAGAAUUUCCCCGGAGUUUGGAGCAGGGUCACCUAUGCAAGCGAUUGGAUGGCUGGGUUGAUGGGAGAUUGGACGGUGCCCCCGACGCCAUCGCCCGCACCGACGGCUACGCCGACAGCAACACCGACCGCACUCCCAACAGCAGCACCGACAGUUGCGCCUACUGCGGCACCAACGAUGGCGCCGACCGCAUCCCCAUCAUCAGCACCCACAAGUGUGCCGACUGUAGCACCGACAGAAGCACCGACCGCUUCCCCAACAGCAUCACCGACCGUUGCGCCAACGUUUUCACCGACCGCUUCCCCAACAGCGGCACCCAGCAGCACCGACAGCUGCGCCAACAGCAGCACCGACAACUGCGCCGACUGCAGCACCAACGGUAGCGCCGACCGCUUCCCCAACAGCAGCACCGACAGUUGCACCGACUGCUGCACCAACGGAGGCGCCGACCGCUUCCCCAACAGCAGCACCGACAGUUGCGCCGACUGCAGCACCAACGGUGGCGCCGACUUCGCCGCCACCGUCGCCAGCGCCGCUGUGCGGCGAAAAGGGUCCGGACAACACUCCUUGGGAGACGCAACGCGGUCAGCGCAUUGUUGCAGGGCAGGCCACCACGCCGUGCGAGUGGAAGUGGCAAGUGUCCCUCGCGGCCUCCUGGGGGCACUUCUGUGGAGGAACACUCAUCGCCCCGAACUGGGUCCUGACAGCUGCUCACUGCGUGGGUAGCUAUAGCUUCUCCAUCGUAGCUGGCAGCUAUAGCAAAUCGUCGACGGACUCGGGUCAGGAGACAUUGCAGGUAAAACAAGUGUUUUCGCAUCCAGACUAUGACAGCUCGACAAUGCGGUACGACUUUGCCCUAGUAGAAUUGGUCGGUGAUGCGUCCUUGAACGAAUGUAUUGGGGUAGCAUGCUUGCCAACUGAGGCUGUCGAUGACGGUGAGGAGUGCUUCAUCACUGGGUGGGGGACCCUUUCCUCUGGAGGGUCGUCUCCUGACUUGAUGCAGGAGGCGCAGGUGAGCAUCAUCAGCAACUCAGACUGCAGCGCGGCCUAUGGCCAAUCGCAGAUUACCGCUGACAUGCUGUGCGCGCAGGGCGUCAACAGCGACGGGGACGUUACCGACGCCUGCCAGGGGGACAGCGGUGGACCGCUCGUUUGUGCCUCUGGCGGCGCAUCCUACGUCUUGCACGGAGCCACGUCGUGGGGCUAUGGGUGUGCAGAUCAACGGUACCCUGGAAUAUGGUCUCGGGUUAGCUACGUGCGGGAUUGGAUCGACGAGUUGAUGGGGGUGACCGGGGCCCCGACCCCAUCAACUCCAGCACCUCCUCCAACGCCUUCUCCUAGCCACAUGUGGGCGGACAUUGUCGGCGAGUGCACGCUCGACGGCGCAUGUGUGCAGAGCGAGAAUUAUCCGCAGCCAUACGGCAACAACCAGAAGUGCACGAUCACGAUCGACGCGUCGAACGCAGCACCGAUCGUCGUCGAAAGUUUUGACGUUGAGUCGUACUUCGACUACCUAGUUGUCGACGGAGGAGCAAGGUAUACUGGAUCUUCAGGUCCCUCUGGGGUCACCCCGGCGGAGAGCGUGCUGUGGUCGUCCGACUUCAGCGUCACGAGGAGUGGAUGGAGAUUCUGCAUGCCGGUGUCAACACCUGCACCCCCUCCGACUGCAGCACCGACGCCUGCACCGACCGCAUCCCCGACAGCAGCGCCGCCGACUGCCGCACCGACGGAAGCACCGACCGCUUCCCCGACCGCGGCACCGACAGCAGCACCGACCGCUUCCCCAACGGCUGCACCAACAGCUGCGCCGACCCUUCCGCCGACUCAUUCGCCGACCGCUGCACCGACGCCCAGUUCUGCGCACAUGUGGGCCGCCAUUUCUGGCCCGUGCACGCUCGACGGCUCAUGCGUGCAGAGCGCGAACUAUCCGCAACCAUACGGCAACAACCAGAAGUGCACGGUCACGAUCGACGCGUCGAACGCAGCACCGAUCGUCGUCGAAAGUUUUGACGUUGAGUCGUACUUCGACUACCUAGUUGUCGACGGAGGAGCAAGGUAUACUGGAUCUUCAGGUCCCUCUGGGGUCACCCCGACAUCCAGUAUCAUGUGGUCGUCCGACUUCAGCGUCACGAGGAGUGGCUGGAAAUUCUGUAUGCCGGUGUCAACACCUGCACCCCCUCCGACUGCAGCACCGACGCCUGCACCGACGGCUGCGCCCGGCUCCGGGAGCAUGUGGGGGGCCAUUUCGGGCCCGUGUGUGCAAGACGGCGCAUGUGUCCAGAGCCCGAACUAUCCGCAGUACUACAGCAACAACCAGCAGUGCACGAUCGAGAUCAACGCGGCGAGUGCAGCACCCAUCAUCGUGGAGUACUUCAACGUGGAGUGGUACUUCGACUACCUCCUGGUCGACGGCUGGAAGACCUUCAGCGGAAGGCGCCGCCGUCCGCAUGGGUUCACCCCGUCGUCCAGCAUCCUGUGGUCCUCCGACUCCAGCGUCACGCGGCGCGGCUGGAGACUGUGCGAGCCCGGUCGCCGCCUCGUGGAGGAGGCGUGGGAGCCCGACGAGCCCGCCUCGGAGCCGGCGGCAGCCUCCGAGCCCACGCAGGCGGAGGUCGAGGCGGACGCGGAGGCGAGGCGGACGGUGCUCGUUUGAGCGCGGCGCCAAGGCGAUCGCGUGGCCGACGCCAGAGAGCAGCUGUCCUCGGCAGCGUGGGCGGUCGAGGUGCGGUGCUCUUGGCCCUGGCCUCUCCCAGAGAGCGGCUGGCUCCUCCUCCGACGUGUCGGCACGCGGAGGAGUCGAUAUGGGGGGAGCUCUUCACAGCGUCGCUCUCGAGGAUGUGUGGGCGCGAGGGUGCCCUGCGCCAAGACGCUGCGGGAGCCGACGCUUCCACACUCAUGGUUUUGUCUCCGCUUGCGCUCGUGCUCUUUUUCCCGCUGGUGCCUGUCGCGCCAGCCAGAUUCACGGAGCAUCGGGUCCAUUUUUUAUUUCUCCCUCCCUCUGUUGCGCGUCUUCGUCUCUUCCUCGUCCUGUGCGGCUCGCAAGCAGUAAUUCUGGAUUUGCAGUUGCUUGCGACGCACGCUCCAUGUCUAGUGCAUGAUGACCUCCAGCUGGGAUGCGAUAACUCUUUAGUUGCUUGCGACGCGCGCUCCAUGAAUAUAGGAUAAUCACCUUUGAAGUACAUGCGUGUGAAAAUGGCCACAGGUUCGCGGACGUCUCAAAUGGAGCAUUCUUAUGAUAUGGUUGUUGGGGAGGAGGCGCGCUGGCGCGUUUUGCAUUUGAUCGCAACGAUGGCGCGUCGAGCCGAGAGUCUAAAGCAUGAGGCAACCUCAC
Molecule: messenger RNA, 4223 nt
Organism: Prorocentrum cordatum
Lineage: Eukaryota; Dinophyceae; Prorocentrales; Prorocentraceae
Source: the annotation of a GenBank genome assembly